AGAGCGUCGAGAGCGAUAGAGCUUUUCAGAGCCUACGAAGGAGGAUCAUUCCGACACCUGUAGUGAGGACAAGCAAGAACAUGGCCUUGCGUUCACAGUUGUCGACCAGGAGUAGCAUUCGCUGCUCCGCUAGUUCGUCCUCUACUGCCCUGCACUCAACACCCAUCAGGCGGAAGAUCUUCACGAGGACUACUUCUAUUCUAUGUUGCAGCAGCUUCUUGACUGCAUUGCUUGUUCCCCCUUCAGUAGCAGCCACUUGUCCUCCUGGUGCUGAACAAGGUUGCUUUGACGGAAAUUACCAAUGCGGACCAUGCUGUAGGAAUCUGGCUGUUCUUAAGACUUCCGCUCAAGCAUCCUCAACGCUUCUAUCCGUGAUUUGAAUUUUCAAGAAAGGGGAAAAGGGGCUCAGGGAUGGGCUCCUCAAGGAUGCUCUCUGUGGUAAGUAGCUCAUCUAAUCUUUCCAUCGGAAACUUGACCUGUUGGGAAGGUGAAAUAAAAUUCGCGACAUGCUGUGGAGUAACAAACUAUCGUUAUGGACGAUCAUGAAGACUUCUUCUAACUAUGUUAAAGAAUUGCACUCCGAGGACUUUUCGCUGUAUAUCAAGAGCAACUAAGCCCAAUUCGCUGUAUUCCAAGAGCAAUGGGUGAGCAAUGUGAGAAGGCGCGCCGUCGGUCGUGUUCGGGGAUAUGUGACAAAGCAAGGGGGGUCGUGUCUGUGGGAUCCUCGGCGGCUUACUCUUUCAGGCGCGCGCUUUUUGCGCUGCAUAGUGCGUGUCGCACUGACAACUCUGUCUAGGAUAUUCGAGGACUUUUCGCACUUCUGACCUUUGUCUAACCCCAAUUCGCUGUAUUCCAAGAGGCAGCCGAGCGUGGCGACUGGCUUGCCACGGACACGAACUUCGGCAAGAAGGAAGAAGUUUGUCCUCCCACGCAUCUAGAACAGUGUUUUGAUCGGCAUUUUCCUUGUGAAAGAUGCUGCGAUACGAAGUACGGUCCACAAGGGAAUCCAUAUUGUUAAGAUUGUGAAGUAGAUGUUGAUGUUCAUGUUCAUGUUAGGUUGGACAUUUUCAGUGUUGAACGUUCGGAAAAAUUUUUACUCUAAAACCACUGGCCAGCGGUUCCCGGGAUGCGAGAACUCUCCUACGGCCUUUGCUGUGGCACCCAAGCGCCUUUUGACGAGUCCGUUCUUGAUCGGGGAGAAGAGGGGCUUAGUAGAAGUAUAGGGUCUACUUAGGGUAGGAUUCGGAAGGAUGAAUAUCGAUACUCCUACUGAUAACGUUGCCUUUAAGACCUUUAUAAACCUUCAUGAUUAUACGCAUGGCUAUGGUUUUGUACCCGGCGUCGGUUUGAUAUCAUGUAGUUCUUGCCCUACUUUUUAGUAGUCGAGCAACACAUUAUUCCGUCACCGACAAAAAUGGAACAAACCAAAUAAAAAGUGUUGUGGAGCUGGCGGAAUGGCCAAGCCUGGAGACAAAGAUUUGCCGUGGCAGGUUCUACACUCCUUGUUCUUGAGAACGAAAGGAAUGGCUGCUGUGGUAUUUUGAAAAACGGCUAAUUUUUGCAAAAUGAGAAAGUGUACGAGUCUAAAGUAGACGGAUGCCCCAUAC
Messenger RNA from Amoebophrya sp. A25, 1607 nucleotides. Lineage: Eukaryota; Dinophyceae; Syndiniales; Amoebophryaceae. The record is from the annotation of a GenBank genome assembly.